Messenger RNA from Hippocampus comes (tiger tail seahorse), 1514 nucleotides. Its product is annotated as dual specificity protein phosphatase 13. The transcript has 3 exons. Gene Ontology annotation, cellular component: cytoplasm. Gene Ontology annotation, biological process: protein dephosphorylation; negative regulation of MAPK cascade. The coding region runs from base 550 to 1104 and encodes 184 amino acids. The record is from RefSeq and is a predicted model, not a curated record. Gene Ontology annotation, molecular function: MAP kinase phosphatase activity; protein tyrosine/serine/threonine phosphatase activity. NCBI's taxonomy places the organism in Eukaryota, Metazoa, Chordata, Actinopteri, Syngnathiformes, Syngnathidae.
GGCUGAUUGAGCACUCUAAAUUCGCAAUAAUUUCAUAAAAAAUAUAUACAUUAGAUAGCUGACAGAAUUUUACUUUUGUGUUAUGACAAUCUUCAACCCUAAUAAAAACUGAGCCGUAAUCCCGAUCAUGUCCCAACCUGCAAUUUGGCCAACACCUGUGUUCAUGAUUUUAUACCAGUUCUCAUUCAUGGAAGAAUAGCUUCCAAGUUUCGCUACUUUUAGUCAAUAUGCUUUUUGUGUUGAAGUAUGAAAAUCAGUAGAGAGGAAGUCUCAAUGUUGGAGUGACCUCUUUUUCUUUGACUUCUGGCUGUCAUGCAACGUCAAAUAACGACACAGAGCCAAAGAAAGAGCAGUGAGCUAAUUUUGGAGGCCAGCAAUGUCCAUACAAGCAGCUGCUGGGGUCCUUCAGCGAGCUGCGAGCAGACUUUGGCAGUGAAGUGACACUCUAGUCUCUCUCACUCACUCACUCACUCACACACACACACACACACAUACGCACACACACACACACACACACACACACACGUUGUGGCGCUUGGAGAGGAGAUAAUGUCAAGGCGUAAGGAGCAAAAGGACCUGGCGCUCAUUAAACAAGUGGAACUCAUUUUGGAUUCCUGCACACUGGAGCUCACUGCAGUGGAUGAAGUCUGGCCAAACCUCUACAUAGGAAACAUAGCUGUAGCACAAAAUAAAAAGACUUUAUCCAAGCUGGGCAUCACUCACAUCCUGAAUGCAGCUCACUCCAAGCAGGGAAGCAUCGGGGACCAACGCUUCUAUGGCGACGCUUACGUUUACUGCGGCAUACCAGCAGAAGACUCGGACCACUUUGACCUCAGUCAGUAUUUCAAACCCGCAGCGGACUUCAUCCAUAAAGGCCUAAAGAAGGACCACGGGAAAGUCCUGGUGCAUUGCAUUAUGGGUGUAAGCCGCUCAGCCACACUGGCGCUGGCUUACCUGAUGCUGCAUCACCGUCUCACCCUCCACGAUGCUCUGAGGCACGUCGUGCAAAAACGUGCCAUUUACCCCAAUCGGAACUUCCUGAUGCUCCUCCACAAGCUGAGUGAACAGUUGGCAUUCAAAAGGAGGUUGUGUCCCCUCCUUUGAUGCGACAUCUCCUUUGUUUUCACCUCCUUUCCGCUACGAUUCCCUGACAAACAUCUUGCAUGGACAACACUUUGAAGAGAUGUUUUGGGUUUCUCUAUUUUUCAUUUUAAUCGCACAUUAAAAUAUCCGCAACUUUGUACAUACUGUAUUACUUCACAGCAUUUUAAGAAACACAGUGAUCUUGUUUAUCAGUGGUUAUAUUAAGAAUGCACACUGUUUUUGCUUGUUUUUAACCGCACAUACUAACCUUAACUAUGGGUUAUGUCCAUAGCAAUUGUCAUAAAAAUGGUGUAAAUUGAAUUCAAUGUAAAAAACUCCAAAUUGUAUUGCAUCAUUGAUCUACAAAUUGUCCCAUCCCCAACUAUGCAACUGCUUUUUGAUUACUUCUAUUCAAAUGGUAUAAAAGAUAA